AACGUGGCCCUGGCGGCCCGAGAGGCGGCUUCCGGCGGGCCGGAAGUGCGGACUGCGUCGGGGACUGGCGGCGAUGGAGGAGGCCGAGGCGCACAACUGCAGCGCGGAGGCGCCCUCGGCGGGGCCGGCCGGAGCCCGGCCACCCAGCACCCCGGAGGGCAUGGCCCUGGCCUACGGCAGCCUGGUGCUCAUGGCCCUCCUGCCCAUCUUCUUCGGGGCGCUGCGCUCCGUCUCCUGCGCCAAGGGGAAGAAUGCCUCGGACAUGCCGGAGACCAUCACCAGUCGAGAUGCCGCCCGCUUUCCUAUCGUUGCCAGCUGCACUCUCCUGGGCCUCUAUCUCUUCUUCAAAAUAUUCUCUCAAGAAUACAUCAACCUGCUACUCUCCAUGUACUUCUUUGUCCUUGGUAUCUUGGCCCUUUCUCACACCAUCAGCCCCAUGAUGAAUAGGUUCUUCCCUGCUAACUUCCCCAGCAAACAGUACCAGCUGCUCUUCACGCAGGGCUCAGGAGAAACCCGGGAAGAGAUCGUGAACUACGAAUUCGACACCAAGGACCUGGUGUGUCUGGCCAUGAGCAGCGUCGUGGGCGUCUGGUACCUGCUGAGGAAGCACUGGAUCGCCAACAACCUCUUUGGCCUGGCCUUCUCUCUCAAUGGGGUGGAGCUGCUGCACCUGAACAACGUCAGCACGGGCUGCAUUCUGCUCGGCGGCCUCUUCAUCUACGAUGUCUUCUGGGUCUUCGGCACAAACGUGAUGGUGACGGUUGCCAAGUCAUUCGAGGCGCCCAUAAAACUGGUUUUUCCCCAAGAUCUGUUGGAGAAGGGCUUGGAGGCCGAUAACUUUGCCAUGCUGGGCCUAGGAGACAUAGUAAUUCCAGGAAUCUUCAUUGCCUUGCUCCUGCGGUUUGAUAUCAGCCUGAAGAAGAACACGCACACAUAUUUCUACACCAGCUUUGUGGCUUACAUUUUCGGGUUGGGGCUCACCAUCUUCAUCAUGCACGUCUUCAAGCACGCCCAGCCGGCUCUCCUGUACCUGGUCCCCGCCUGCAUCGGCUUUCCGCUCCUGGUGGCUCUGGCAAAGGGAGAAGUGGCAGAGAUGUUCAGCUACGAGGAGCACGCCACCCCCAAGGAGAUGCCAGAGGAUGCCAAAGAAGGGAAGACGGAGCUGGAGAAAAAGGAAAAGUGACCUGAAGGCGGCUCAGCCGGGCUGGGCUUUUGUCUGCUCCCCCCCCCUCCCCCCGCCUUUCUCCCCAUCGCAAGUGAUUUUUUUUCCCCCCAAGGCGAAAACAGAAUGUGUUAACGGCUGUGUGUAUUUGUACCCGUACGUCUGCCCGAAGAGCUUCAAAGCGGGGCGGGGGCACGUGGGAGUGGCAUCGUUGCCCGUGGACCUGCCUGCGCAAUGCUCUUCAACCCCCUCCCUCCCACAAAGGGAGAGAGGGAGCAGGAGCCAAGUGCGUCUCCCCCCCCCCCCCCCCCGAAAAUGCCUUUGACACCCAAUCCCUUAUCUUAUUUGUCUCGGUGCGAUAAAAUUGGGAGGGAGGGAAGGACGGGGGAGGGGGGGGACAUGGUUUUUAAAUUUUGUAUUGUGGAUUUGCUUCUUCUCGUAUUAAAAAAGAAAUCUUGAAGGACUCGCUCUCA
Messenger RNA from Heteronotia binoei (common prickly gecko), 1635 nucleotides. RefSeq names its product histocompatibility minor 13 (gene HM13). NCBI's taxonomy places the organism in Eukaryota, Metazoa, Chordata, Lepidosauria, Squamata, Gekkonidae. The transcript has 12 exons. Bases 74 to 1183 code for a protein of 369 amino acids. Gene Ontology annotation, molecular function: aspartic endopeptidase activity, intramembrane cleaving. The record is from RefSeq and is a predicted model, not a curated record. Gene Ontology annotation, cellular component: membrane; cytoplasmic side of endoplasmic reticulum membrane; lumenal side of endoplasmic reticulum membrane. Gene Ontology annotation, biological process: membrane protein proteolysis.